AUGGAGAUGAGCGGUCGAGACACGUCACAGCGUCUAGACCGACUUUCGUACGUGCGCUCGGAUGUCUCGAGCGUUGGCGAAGACGAACCGGAGCAAGUUAUUAGCGACACUUUGAUCAGGAAGAAUGACGGCGAAGAAGGUCCGCAACUUCGGUCUGGUGACGUGCCUAAUUUGUACCAUUGGCGCCAUGUUGGUCUACUGGUGCAAUAUGCAGCCGUAGGUUUGCUCUACGGUGGACUGCCUCGCACCGUGUACCCAUUUCUGAAUAAUUACUUGCAUUUGGAUGGGUACCAGACGCUGUCAGCACGUGUGUUACUCUCGCUGCCGUGGUCGUUUAAAGUGAUCAUUGGUGUUGUGUCCGACUGUUUCCCCAUACUAGGCUCACGUCGCAGGGCGUACAUGAUCGUGGGGUGGCUUGUGUGUUCAAGCAUGCUUUUAGUUCUCGUUUUCGUACACCAAGAGCCUCCUUUUUACAUCGACUCGCAGCUACGCGGCAAAGACCUCUCGGAUCUGAGUCCAGCUGAGCUGCGAGGUCGAAUCAAUUGGCAAGCACUAAGCUCGGGCUCUCUCUACAUCGUAGUGAUGAUGCUGGCAAGCUUAGGCUACAUGAUCGCUGACGUAGCUUCCGACGGUCUUGUCGUGGAGUUUGCGCAGCGGGAGCCAGAAAACAGCCGUGGCAACAUCCAGUCUACCGUCUACCUCGUGCGCAGUAUUGCAAUGAUUUUGGCAGCUCUUUUGGUCGGCUUUGGCUUGAACAGCAAUGAUUACGGCGGGUCAUUUACGUGGUCAUUUACGAUGAGCCAGCUGAUGUUGAUUCUCUCGCUACUGAGUUUAUUAGCCAUUCCGGCUGCGCUAUGGUUGGUGCAAGAGCCGCCACUCGGCGACCACGUACCACGUUUCGGUGAUUACCUGCGUAGCUUAUGGUCAUUGAUUCAAAACUCCGCUAUGGUGCAAAUCUUGGCCUACCGAUUUUUCAGCGGAAUCUUUGAUGGUUUUACGAUUACGGCAGGUGACCCGAUUCAACGAUAUUGGGCCAAAGUGCGUCCACUCAACGAGAGUUUGUUCUCCGUGCUUGGACUCGUCGUUUUCAGUGCAGCGUUAUACGUUACUAAGCGUAUUGGAUUGGGUUGGAGCUGGCGACGCGCUAUUAUAUGGACAACUGUGUCGGUGAUUGUGUUGGAUGCAAUUGUUGGCAUGCUCACUAUUUGGAACGUGGUGCGCAGCCAGUGGUUCUGGUUAGGAACACCAAUUUUGGAAGAGCUGCCACAAGCUAUGAACUUCCUUGUGUCAACAUUUGUUGUUGUGGAGCUGGCUGAGAUCGGUAACGAAGCUGCCGUGUAUGGGCUGCUGACCACUGUGAGCAAUUUGUCCAGUCCUUUCUCCUCUUGCAUCUCCAAGAACGUCAACGCGCUGUUUGACGUAACCGUGACCGACAUUAUCCAAGACACAGCGCACGUGCGUCAGCAAGUCACGUGGACAUUUGUGAUCGCCUACAUCAUGAAGCUGCUGUCACUCGCGUGGUUGCCGUUGCUUCCUCGUCAGAAGCGCGAAACGCAGGCGCUGAAGCAACGCGCACGGCCGUGGUUCUGGGGAGGUGUCGCCAGUAUCUCCGUAUUCACAUUUGCCUUGGUGUGGUCCGUUACGACAAACCUGCUUUCGAUCUUCUCGAGUACUGCGUGCCUGGUCAUUGCUGGUGGAACAGGGUGCAAGUAG
Molecule: messenger RNA, 1713 nt
Organism: Peronospora matthiolae
Lineage: Eukaryota; Oomycota; Peronosporomycetes; Peronosporales; Peronosporaceae
Source: the annotation of a GenBank genome assembly